Molecule: messenger RNA, 999 nt
Organism: Verruconis gallopava
Lineage: Eukaryota; Fungi; Ascomycota; Dothideomycetes; Venturiales; Sympoventuriaceae
Exons: 1
Coding region: 44-919 (291 amino acids)
Biological process (GO): dephosphorylation
Molecular function (GO): phosphoprotein phosphatase activity
Source: RefSeq, a predicted model, not a curated record
AAGAAAGAAAGAAAGAAAGAAAGAUAUUUGAGCAAAAUCAGAUAUGUCAGAUCUUGCGGCUCCCGUUCACGAGGCCGAUGUCAAGCCUCACGAAGCGGUCGAUCUCGAGGCGCUCGCUCGGCUUCCCAUGGCGGAGACCAUCCCCGACAACAUUCUUGCCGCUGGCCUCGCGACACCGCCGUUCGUGUCUUUACCGGGCAGCCUGAACCUCAGAGACUUGGGCCUUCUCCCCCGCUCGCGCAUCAAACCAGGGCUCGUCUACCGCUCGGGCUCUCUUCACAACAUCCCCCCUUCCGCCUUCGCUCGUCUGCGCGACGAACUGGGCAUCAAGUCCGUGUUCGACCUGAGACACCGAGGCGAGCGGCAACGGUUCCCGGAGCCGGGCAUCGAGGGCGUGGACAUGGUCUGGCUGGAAUCCACGACGCCGGUGCGGCACGUCAACCCGUCGGAUUACGUUGCCGGCGGCGGGAUCCCCGGGUUCGUGGCAGACUACAUCGAGAUCUUGAAGCUCUUCGCCCCGCGUUACAGGCAGAUUCUCGAGCGCCUGAGAGAUCGGCCGGGGGAAGGCGUUCUCUGGCACUGCACCGCCGGCAAAGACCGGGCCGGAGUCAUGGCCAUUCUCCUGCAUGGCCUCGUUGAGCAUGACGUUGACCUGAUCGGGUAUGACUACAGCCUGACGAGGAUAGGGGUUGAGCCUGAGCGAGAGAUGCUGACUGCCGUGCUCAAGAACUGGCUCGGCGACGACGCGAUGCGGCAGCCAGGGAUCAUCAACCUUGGGAGCACGAAUCCUGGGAUUGCAGCUGCCUUCGUGAGUGUGGUUCAGGAGGAGUACGGUAACUUUUGGAACUACUGCCGACAAGAGAUGGGCUUGACGGAAGAUGAUUUGAAGCAGGUAGUUAGAAACAUCAAGAGGGAGUAGAGGAGGCGAUAGCUGUGUGUUUUAACAUGCUUAGUAUUUUAGCUUUGUCUGCCUCAUUUGAUAGGCUUUAGAUAUUCUGA